This is a messenger RNA of Myxozyma melibiosi, 705 nucleotides long. RefSeq lists its product as uncharacterized. The transcript has a single exon. The record is from RefSeq and is a predicted model, not a curated record. Lineage: Eukaryota; Fungi; Ascomycota; Lipomycetes; Lipomycetales; Lipomycetaceae. Bases 1 to 705 code for a protein of 234 amino acids.
AUGUCAUCAGAAGAGCCAUUCUUCACUCCCGGCCGGAAUUCGUGGGCAACCGGCGGCUCCGCGACGCGCACGAAAACCGAAUGCUAUCCAGUCCUCCAGCCUCUCUUCCUCGGAACCUCUUCCUCGCUGGCCAAGCCUUCCUCGCCAUCGUCCGAACGAGUCUUGUUGGAAGUUGCCGCCGGAUUUGGUGAGCAUGUCGCGUACUUUGCCGAGAAUACACCGACCGUCAAGUUCCAGCCUACAGAGGCACAAAACGAAUGCGUCGCGGGAAUUGCGGAUCAUGCUGCGACUGCGGUUCAUAAGAACAUUCUUCCUCCUCAGCAUCUGAAUGUACUGGCUCCAGCGCAGUGGGACGCCGUCUUGAAAGCGUCCGGACCGUUUGACGGUAUCUACAUGUUCAACAUGCUUCAUAUCUCACCAUGGGAGAGCACCGUCUUUUUGUUUGAGCAGGCACAGAAAGUUCUCAAGAAAUCCGAUACACCCGGUACUGCCUUCCUUGCCGUUUACGGCACUUUUAAGAGAAAUGGCGAGUUCUCUGGAGAAGGUGACCGACUAUUCGAUCUUGACCUGAAAAGACGAGAUGAACGGUGGGGAAUCAGAGAUCUCGAGAGCCAAAUAUUCCCAGAGGCCGAAAAGAACGGGUUCAAGUUGAAAGAACGACAUGAGAUGAACUACAACAAUCUUUUACUCGUCUGGACUCUGUGA